CUCUCUCUCUCUCUCUCACUAGCUCUCCCUCUCUCUCAGCAUCACGUGUGCGCGUGUGGCUUCGUCUCGGCGCAUUUCUCUCUCUCCCCUCUAAGUGAGCGGGUGAGUGAGUGAGGGAGAGGAGUGUGUGUGUGAGGCUGCAGCUUUCCUCAGGGCUCCUGCCUCUCUCUCUGUGUCUCAUACACACACUUACACAUACUCGCACAGCCGGUCCCAGACGCUCCGUCUGCAGCCCCUCUCUCUCUCUCUCUCGUCUGGGACAGAAGAGAGAAGAGAGAGAAGGACGGAUUUCAGAAAGGAAAAAAGGAGAGGGCACCAUGCUUCCAGACACUUCGGCUCAAGGCUGAGGGGAACACGGGUUGAGGAUGGAAAACGGAGAGAAAGAGGAGAGGAGGACGAGCGGCUGAAGGAGGAGUGCGGCGCUUUCCCUUUUAUUUUCAUUCAUUCGGGGGCUGACGCUGCUGCUGCUGCUGUUGCAUCGUACAUAGCUCUCUCUCUCUCUCUCUCUCUCUCUCAUCUAUCUAUCCGUCCGUCCGCGCAGAGGACGCUUCAUUAAGCCUGAACUGACAGCUCUCGUGGUUUUAGUGUAAUCUCCUGCAGCGUCUGGGUUCUAGAUAACUGGAUAUAACACACUUUCAGACAAAGGACACCAUAUAUGGAAUGAGCACUUGGAUAUUUCCCAUGAUAAGGAUGUACAACAUUUUGUCUUGACACGACUGCUUCUAAGGGCACGUUUUCUCUAGACGUUUUUCUUCAUCCCUCAGGGUUGGCUUUCAAAACUCAUACGUGUUUUUGCCUGCUUUUUGUCGGUCACCACUGGAUAUAAAACCAGUUCUGCUUCCCUGCAUCUGGAGUGCAAACAGGCUAAAAUUUUGCCCUCCAUGGUUUCUGCCCAUCUAAAGAAGCUAUCGUCUUAUAUUUUAAAGAUUUGCAAAGGAAUGUUUACAAAGAAACUGGCAAAUACCACAAAGAAGAAAGAGAGUAGCGAAAAUAAAAAAGAGCCAAAAUCGUCCCCCGAAUUGCACGCUCGGAAUCCAACCUUUUCUACCACACUGAAAAGCACAGUUAAAAAGAUAUCUAAAUGCUCGUCAGCACGCAAUAUAUCUCUUGAGGAAGACGACGGUAAAAACGACUGCUCUUCUCUUUCUCCCACGUUCAGUUACCGUGUGGCGAUUGCUAACGGACUCCAGAAAAAUGCUCUUCCGUUAAAUAAUGAAUUUCACGAAGUGUUGUCCAUUGAUACUAGUUACUCUGACUCUCUAAACGAGGCCAAACUUGUGCAUAGAUUCGAUGAACAAAAAGCUUACACAAUGCCAGUAAGAAGGAACAGGAAGAGUAUGAUUAGCUUGGCGCCCUCUGAUGGCAGCUCAGAGGGCGAGCGGGGAGAGCGCACCAGUCUCCACACCCUCCGCCUAGGUGCUCUGAAAAAGCUGAGGAAGUGGAAGAAGAGCCAGGAAUGUGUCUCUUCAGAUUCUGAGGCCAGCAAUUGGAGAAAAACUCUUGGCAUCCGGAGCAAGUCUCUGGAUCGGGCUGGGAGACAGCAAAAAACAUCUACCUUGGAGCCAGGAUCCAGCUCCACAGGUUGCAUCAGUCAAACACAGGAUGUGAUGGAGAUGAUCUUCAAAGAGCUUCAGGGAAUCAGCCAAAUAGAGUCUGAGCUCUCAGAGCUGAGAGGGCACGUUAAUGCUCUCAAAAGCUCCAUCGAUGAGAUCUCCAGCAGUGUGGAGGUGGUGCAGAGUGAAAUCGAGCAGCUUCGCUCUGGAUUUGUGCAGUCCAGGAGAGAGACUCGAGACAUCCAUGACUACAUCAGGCAGAUUAGCCGUCAGACCAACAAAGCUACUUUGAGAUUCUUAAACGUGCCUGAGGAGAAGUUCGAGAGGACUGAGGAACUCAUUUAUCAGAUCUUGAAAGAGAAAAUGGGUUUCGUUGAAGCACACAAGACACUUAAAAUUGAACUCGCCCAUCGAUUGGGGCAACAAAGAGAAUGUUCAAAUGCUAAACCUCGCCCUAUAAUUGUUAUUUUUGCAACUCCCCAAGACAGGGACUUAGUUUUGAAAAAAUGUUAUAAGCUCAAAGGAACUGGAAUAUCGAUCUCAACCGACAGUCUUGCACAUGACUCAAAAGACAAGAAGGGGAUGAGCUCUUCCCAGACUUACGAAAGCAUGGAUAUUAAAGUGUCGGCCAAAGAAAAGGCCGAGAGUGAUGACUGGGACUCAAUGGACAGUGAUAAAGAGCUAGAUGAAUUAAAUAAAAACAAAUAUGCAAUUGUGUCCAAACCACCUCAGAAAAUUAAAUCUGACAAAAAAAAAUCCCACGAUCACAGGCGUUCUGCAGAUGACACCGCUUACUCUGUGCAUUAUGCAGAUGAUACUGCUUACGAUGACAAGCAACACAAAUCUUAUUAUUCUGAUAUAACUCCUGGCUGGCUCUCUCAGAGUGACUACUCAACUCCUAAACUCAGUCGGUCAGAAUCAGACUGCUCCAAACUGUGUCAGUCCUACUCCGAGGAUUUCUCAGAGAGCCAGUACUUCAGCAGAGCAAAUGGUUGCUCCCUGCUCUCUUCUUCAGAUCAGGAGCUCUGGCAGCGGAAACAAGAAGACAUGGCUUCCUCCUGGUAUGCAAGUCCGCCCAGCCAAACCCUCAGUCAGGAAAACCCUCCGUAUGUGGAACACAAUGAAGUUGAGACCACAGAGACCAUUGACAGUGGUGUCAGUAAUGGUCUGGUGUGUAUAUCAGGGGACAGAAGUCACUAUAGUGGUUCUCAGCUCUCACUGCAAGGUGACCUCUCACCUUGGAAAGACUGGCAUCACCUUGAACAAGGUGCUGACUCAGGCUUAGAUGCCUCAACUGAGCAAAAUAUAGUUUCAGAAAUCAGUAGCCCCUUUGAUCCUGCUGCUAAUCCUGGGUUCCCAGAGAAAAUUACAAAAUGCCUUGAGGUCGAUUUACAGUUUGAGGGCGAGACCUUUUUGACAUUUGACAGUACACCUGAGACAACCCAGGAGGUCGAUGUGGAGCCUGAACCUAUUCUUGAACCUGAGUUAGAGCCCGAGCUGGAACCUGAACUGGAGCCUGAGCCAGCACCCGAACCAGAACCUGAACCAGAACCUGUGAUUGAAGCUGUGGUACAACCCAUGUCAGUGCCAGUACCAGUUCCAGAGCCUAAAAAAGAGACAAAAACAGAAAAGAAACAGAAGACCAAGCCGAAGGCCCAUUCAAAGCCAGAGUCAGCCCCUCAGACACUGCAACGACCGGAGGUCAAGGGGAACCAUUUACAACAAAAUCAGAAGUCUUCCUCUAUGUACCGUAGUCAGAGUGAGAUCAGGACUGAGAAGGUGGAAGAGGUCCCCAAAUCCUGGAGCAGCAGGCUGAGCAUAGACCUAUCUGAGAAAACCUUCAGCUUUGGAGGUUUUGGGUCCACCCUGCAGAGAGCAAAAUCGGCUCUAGAGGUUGUCUGGAAUAAGGGCUCACAAAGCUCUAGUGCACCUGCCGAAGAGCCAAGCACCUCCUCUUUUAUGGGUCGCUUCAGGACCAUGUCCCAGUCUACAGCCAAUGAUUCCAGCACCACCAUCGACUCUGACGUCUACACAGAACCCUUCUACUACAAGGCUGAUGAUGAAGAACAAGUCUCGGAGCAACCUGUGGACAGCGAGACACAUUACGUCGAGGUGAUGGAGCAAGUGCUUGCCAACCUUGAGAACAGGACAAAUGCCAAUGAGCCAGAGGAACAGUACCAAGAAGAGUAUGAAGUCUCACAAGAAUACGACAUUUCACAAGAAGGAAACCCAGUGUUGGAAUAUGACUGCAGUCUAGAUGAACAGUACGACGAAGAAUACAGCGAGGACUACGAUGACAACCAGAUGACAGAGGACACAGCAGAGUAUGAGGCCAUGAUUGAGUACAUCGAAGAAACUGAGGAACCAGAGGAAGAGACUGACAAACUAGAAGAUGAAGAAGAAGUGGAGGCAGAGGUGUGUGAAACUGCACAGACACAAGAAGCAGAGCAGGUCAAAGAAACCUUGACUCAGGAAGACGAAAACAAAAAUGUCACAGAAGCCCCUGCUGCAGUGGUGGAACAAGCCCCGAAGAAAAGGAUACGACCUACCUUUAAGGAAGCUGCUCUGAGGGCCUACAGGAAGCAGAUGGCUGAGCUGGAGCAGCAGAUUCUUGCUGGAGACACCGCUGCUUUGGAGUCACAGGGUCGUGGAAGCAUCCUGGACCCUGUGAAGCUAGGCCUGACUGGAGGAGGGGCUGGCAGCAUUCUUUACGGCAUUGACAGCAUGCCAGAUUUACGGCGGAAGCGGACCGUGCCUAUCGUCAGGGACCUGGCUUUGACUUUGGCUGCUCGAAAGGCAGGCAUUUCAUUCGCGCUCGUGACCAGAUCCACCCUCAACAACGAGGACCUAAAACUGCAGGUCCUGAGGAAGACACUACAGGCUUUGAUCUAUCCCAUCUCUUCCACCACACCCCAUAAUUUUGAAGUCUGGACAGCAACAGCCCCAACAUACUGCCACGAGUGUGAGGGGCUGCUGUGGGGUAUCGCGCGACAGGGAAUGCGCUGCACAGAGUGUGGGGUCAAAUGUCACGAGAAGUGCCAGGACCUGCUGAACGCAGACUGCCUCCAGCGUGCCGUCGAGAAGAGCUCCAAGCAUGGUGCAGAGGACAAGACCCAGAACAUCAUCAUGGCCAUGAAGGAGAGGAUGAAGAUCCGGGAAAAGAACCGUCCAGAGGUUUUCGAGGUCAUCCAGGACAUGUUUCAGCUCUCCAAGGAGGACUUUUUGACCCACCUGAAGAGCGCCAAGCAAGCCGUGCUGGAAGGAACGUCCAAAUGGUCAGCCAAGAUCGCCAUCACUGUUGUUUGUGCCCAAGGCCUACAGGCCAAGGACAAAACAGGCUCCAGUGACCCCUACGUCACCGUCCAAGUGGGCAAGACCAAACGGAGGACGAAAACCAUCUUUGGCAACCUCAACCCUGUCUGGGACGAAAAGUUUUUCUUUGAAUGCCACAAUGCCACUGACCGCAUAAAGGUGCGCGUGUGGGAUGAGGAUGAUGACAUCAAGUCUCGUGUGAAGCAGCACUUCAAGAAAGAGUCUGACGACUUCUUGGGCCAGACCAUGAUUGAGGUCCGGAUGUUGAGCGGAGAAAUGGACGUUUGGUACAACCUUGAGAAAAGGACAGAUAAGUCUAUGGUAUCUGGGGCCAUCAGGCUGAAGAUCAGUGUGGAGAUGAAGGGAGAGGAGAAAGUGGCUCCGCCCCAUGGCCAGUACACAUGUUUACAUGAGAACCUGUUCCACUACCUGACGGAGGUGAAGAACAACGGAGCUGUGAAGAUUCCUGAGGUCAAAGGUGACGAGGCGUGGAAGGUUUACUUCGAUGACGUUUCUCAGGAGAUAGUGGACGAGUUUGCCAUGCGGUUCGGCGUGGAGUCCAUCUACCAGGCCAUGACUCAUUUCUCCUGCCUUUCAUCUAAGUACAUGUGUCCUGGUGUCCCAGCUGUAAUGAGUAACCUGCUGGCCAACAUCAACGCCUACUUCGCCCACACUACCACCGCCACCACCAACAUCUCUGCUUCAGACAGAUUCGCCGCUUCAAACUUCGGGAGAGAGAAGUUUGUAAAGCUCUUGGAUCAGCUGCACAACUCCCUGAGGAUUGAUCUGUCCAAGUAUCGGGACAAUUUCCCUGCCGGAAACCCAGAGAGACUCCAGGACCUGAAAUCAACAGUGGACCUUCUAACCAGCAUCACCUUCUUCAGGAUGAAGGUGCAGGAGCUGCAGAGCCCCCCCAGAGCGAGCCUGGUGGUGAAGGACUGCGUCAGAGCCUGCCUCGACUCUACUUACAAGUACAUCUUCGACAACUGCCAUGAGCUCUACAACCAGCUACUGGACCAGUCGAAGAAGCAGGAUUUGCCUCGGGAAGAGCAGGGUCCCUCCAUAAAGAAUCUGGAUUUCUGGCCCAAGCUCAUCACGCUGAUGGUGUCGGUGAUUGAUGAGGACCGUACGGCAUACACACCUGUCCUUAACCAGUUCCCUCAAGAGCUGAACAUGGGGAAGAUCAGCGCUGAAAUCAUGUGGAACCUGUUCGCCAUGGACAUGAAAUACGCCAUGGAGGAACACGAGAAACAGCGUCUGUGCAAGAGCACGGAGUACAUGAAUCUGCACUUCAAAGUCAAAUGGUUCUACAACGAGUAUGUGAGAGACCUGCCGGCCUUCAAGGGGACUCCACCGGAAUAUUCACUGUGGUUUGAGGCUUUCGUCAUCCAGUGGUUGGAUGAGAAUGAAGACGUUGCCAUGGAUUUCCUGAAUGGAGCUUUGGAGAGAGACAAGAAAGAUGGAUUCCAGCAGACGUCUGAGCAUGCUUUGUUCUCCUGCUCGGUGGUGGAUGUGUUCACGCAGCUGAAUCAGAGUUUUGAGAUCAUUAAGAAGCUGGAGUGUCCAAACCCGCAGGCUCUCGCCCACUUCAUGUGCAGGUUUGCUAAGACCAUCAACAAAGUUCUCCUGCAGUACGCUGCCAUCAUCUCCAAAGACUUCAGCUCCCACCUCAGCAAAGAGAAAGUGCCCUGCAUCCUCUUGAACAACAUCCAACAGCUUCGGGUUCAGCUGGAGAAGAUGUUCGAGUCGAUGGGAGGAAAGCAGGAGGAGGGGGUUGUGGCCUUCUGUAAGCUGGAUGCUGAGGCCAGCGAUCUGCUGAAAGAGCUUCAGAAUAAACUCAACGCAGUGCUGGAUGACCUCAGCAGGGUGUUUGGAUCAAGCUUCAAGCCAGUUAUUGAGGACUGUGUGAAGCAGAUGAAUCAGGAGCUGUUACAGAUGAAGGGGAACGCCGGGAACAAAAGCAACGCCGCCAUGGACGCCGAGACCGUCCUGCGGCCACUGAUGGACCUGCUGGAUAAAAAUCUGAUUCUGUUUGCCAAGAUCUGUGAGAAGACUGUGCUGAAGCGGGUUCUGAAGGAGCUGUGGAAAAUCGUGCUGAACACCAUCGAGAGGCAGAUUGUCCUGCCUCCUCUAACAGACCAGACGCAAGGAGCUCAGAUGAUUUUCAACGCUGCCAAGGACCUGGGACAGCUCUCCAAGCUGAAGGAACACGUGAUCCGGGAGGAGGCUCGCAGCCUGACGCCACGACAGUGUGCAGCAAUGGACCUGGUGCUUCCCACCAUCAAGCAAUAUUUCCAUGCAGGCGGAAACGGCCUGAAGAAAACCUUCCUGGAGAAGAGUCCUGACCUGAAGUCCCUGAAGUACGCGCUCAGCCUUUACACCCAACCCACAGAUGCCUUGAUCAAGAAAUAUAUAUGCACCCAGACCUCUCAAGGUCAGUCGACGGCCAGCUCGGUGGGGGAGGUGCAGAUGCAGGUGGAUCUUAUCUCUCACCCAGGCACCGGCGAACACAAAGUCAGCGUGAAGGUGGUGGGCGUGAACAACAUCAACUGGCAGACGAACGCCAUGUUCCGGCCUUUCGUGGAGGUCAACGCUGUCGGACCACACCUCAGCGACAAGAAACGCAAAUUCAGCACCAAAACCAAGAACAACAACUGGUCACCCAAAUACAACGAAACAUUCCAGUACAUCCUGAGUAACGAACACGGGCCGGAGGCCUACGAGCUGCAUGUGUCAGUGAAGGACUACUGCUUCGCCCGCGAGGACCGAAUCAUCGGCAUGACCGUGCUCCAGCUCCGAGAACUGACCGACAAGGUCAGCCUGAACGCCUCGUACCCCCUCGUCCGCAGCAUCACCAUGGACGAAACGGGCCUGACCAUCAUGAGAAUACUCUCGCAAAGGACCAAUGACGAGGUGGCCAAGGAGUUUGUACGCCUCAAAUCAGACACGCGGUCGGCCGAGGAGGUGUCGUAAGAAAAAAGAAAAAAAGAGCAAAAAGAGAAGAGCAAAAAAAAAAAGCGAGAAGGGAACCAAA
Messenger RNA from Pygocentrus nattereri (red-bellied piranha), 7899 nucleotides. RefSeq names its product protein unc-13 homolog C-like. Lineage: Eukaryota; Metazoa; Chordata; Actinopteri; Characiformes; Serrasalmidae. The coding region runs from base 882 to 7838 and encodes 2318 amino acids. Gene Ontology annotation, molecular function: syntaxin-1 binding; diacylglycerol binding; calcium ion binding. The record is from RefSeq and is a predicted model, not a curated record. Gene Ontology annotation, cellular component: plasma membrane; synaptic vesicle membrane; presynaptic active zone cytoplasmic component. Gene Ontology annotation, biological process: presynaptic dense core vesicle exocytosis; synaptic transmission, glutamatergic; synaptic vesicle maturation. The transcript has 34 exons.